UACGCACGAAUCUGUGUGACCAUUCGUUGUCCCGUCCCUUUCGUCUUCCUCCCCCCUUGCAACCUGCACCCCACCAGCAAACCAUCUGGGCUCCUUUCCUUUUCCAAAUCUCCGUAUUAAACUAACAAUCUGAAUCGCGCAGCCCCAAGAGCAAGCAACCUCUGCUCUGCUCCAGUUGCCUCCCUCCCUGCCAGUGGCUUAGCAUCAGAUUCUCUCUCUCUCAGGGCACAGCCAAAACAGCAGUGACAGCACAGGGCGGCUGCGGCUGCGGCUGCGAAGCCAGUUCCACUUUUUUCUCGAUUUAUUGCUAGUUUUCUCGCUUCCCCUUUGGCGCUGAUUCUUGUUUACUUAGUUAACCGCCCGUACCCACCGCCAAUCCCCAGGCCGCCGCCUGCUCUUGCCGAACCCCAACCACCCAUAGCAGUCAGCACAGCCCGCUUUCUUCUGCAUAUCUUGCCGGUUCUUCGGCCUUGGGAUUGAUUGCUAAGUGCUAACGGUUCUUGGAAAUUCUUCCUGGAAGCAAGCUCAGUUUAGUUUUCUCAUUCUUCUGUUGCCGUCUUGCCAAGUUCGUGCGGUUGGAUAGCGUUGAUUGCUCUUGAAGGGAAUACAAGGGGAAUUAGCAGAGUCUCGAGUUGACCGAGCUUGUCAUGGAGCCAUCGGCUGGGUUCCGGGCCUCUGUCUGGAGCUGCUUCAAGUUCUUGCCCUUCUUCUGUGGCCUUCUUCUCCUGGGGAUCAUCAAAGGUGUUCUGUUUGGCCCAUGGGCCUGGCUUAUUAUAGCGAUCGGUAUUUCUGCACUCGUCCUGGGGUUAUGGCCUAUGCAUGUGAUUUGGACGUACUACUGCAUCAUAAGGCAGAACCAAGCUGGUGGGACCUGUUGUGAAGCUGCUGCUUCUUAUUUCUGUAUCUGGGAUUUUAGUCUUGUGGCUGAUAGUUGGCAUCGUUGGAAGCGUACUUGCUGGGUUAGCAUACGGCUUUCUAGCACCAGUAAUGGCCACAUUUGAUGCACUCGGUGAAGGAAAAAAAAGGCCACUCGUUCAUUGCUUUGUGGAUGGAACAUGGAGCACUAUCACAGGAGGCUGUACAGUAGUCAGGGACCUGAAAGACAUGCUAUUCCAUUCAUAUCUUGCAUAUAUGGAUGAUCUACGGUUCCACGAACCUCCUGGUGGAAAACCAUUUGAAAUAAGAGUGCUUGAUAUUCCUGGCGCAGUACUCGCUGCCGCAUGUGGACUCUUAAUGGAUGGGAUAAUGUUCACAGCAAUUGCCUUGUACAAGUUCCCUGUGAUGCUUUUUAAAGGAUGGAAGCGACUGAUUGAAGAUCUGGUUGGCAGAGAAGGACCUUUCCUUGAGACAGCGUGUGUGCCAUUCGCUGGUCUGGCUAUUCUUCUCUGGCCAUUUGCUGUUUUAGGAGCCUUCCUAGCCUCCAUGAUCUCCAGUGUUCCUCUAGGCGCAUAUGCUGCCAUUGUGGUUUAUCAGGAAUCCUCUCUUUUCAUGGGACUAUCUUAUGCAAUAUCAUCAGUAUCCAUCUUUGAUGAGUAUACAAAUGAUGUACUUGACAUGGCACCAGGAUCUUGCUUUCCUAGGUUUGUAUACCAGAAGAAUGAAGCUUCCGUGGAAAGUACCCGUGGCCCGCUGUCAAGGCCCGCCUCAUUCAGGGAUAAGCAAGAUGGAAAGAAAGCUCCAGCACGGGUUACAUCAUUUAAGAGUAGCUUUGAUGAGUUCAAUCCAUUUAAGUUGCUAGAUCACCUAUUCGAAGAGUGUCACCACCGUGGCGAGGCUCUGGUCGCUGAAGGAGUGAUAACACCGAAAGAUAUCGAAGAAACAAAGUCAGGCAAAGGCGGCAGCGGAGUGCUUAAUGUGGGUUUGCCAGCAUAUGUUAUUCUCAAUGCACUCCUACGAUCUGCAAAGGCUGAUUCCGAUGGCCUGAUUCUCAGAGAUGGCUGUGAAAUAACAUCUGACAACAGGCCUAAGAAUACACUAUUUGAUUGGUUCUUUGACCCUCUGAUGGUCAUCAAAGAUCAAAUCAAAGCCGAGAAUUUUACAGAAGAGGAGGAGGCGUACCUUCAGAAACGCGUACUGUUGAUCAGCGACCCGAAGCGCCUCAAGGCGACUCUUCCGCAUUUGUCAUCCCUGAAUGAGCGAAAACAAGCAGAAAUAGAUGCAUUUGCUCGGAGAUUGCAAGGGAUCACAAAGUCGAUAUCAAGAUACCCGACAUUCAAGCGCCGUUUCGACGACCUAGUGAAAGCACUUUCUGAGGAGCUGGAGAGGGCAAUGGGCGGCAGCCGAUCUGUCAGUGGAUCACAGUUUCAGAAGCUCAGAAGCGGUCUUGUUCGAAUGCUUAGCCAGAGAUCGAUGGGGAAGACGGCAAGCAUCCGAGGAGGUGAUCAAGAGGCGCAGCUCACAAACGACGCUGGUGUUGCGUAAUAUUUCAAAAAAGCGGUGAAGAGAAGAUCGCCAUUGUCCAUAUGUGUUUCCUGAGUUGAUUUUCACUAACUUUGUGCAGAGAGCUGACUCUAGUGUAUGGGUUAUAUAUUGCAAACUUGCAAAGCUCCAUGUUUUAGAAAGCAAAGUUCGCCUCGUUUUUUUAUCUCAAAAAUGUCGAUUUAUGUGGAUUUUAUUAGCUUUUAUCCACCAAAAUGGUGUUACACUGAAAAUAGGAUGAGUCCAAAUUUGAGGAUCA
This is a messenger RNA of Triticum aestivum (bread wheat), 2677 nucleotides long. RefSeq lists its product as uncharacterized. The transcript has 10 exons. Lineage: Eukaryota; Viridiplantae; Streptophyta; Magnoliopsida; Poales; Poaceae. The record is from RefSeq and is a predicted model, not a curated record. Bases 988 to 2421 code for a protein of 477 amino acids.